AUGGAUGACACAUUAAGUGUCGGUGAUACGGUGUGUUUGUACUCGGCGGAAAGUUUUGGUUUCAUAUUCUCCACUCAGUCCAGCUCAGUACACAAUGAAGUUGCCGUGGGCUCACGACAAGACAGGCAUCGACCCGACGUACAGGAUCAACAGGUGAUUUCAUUCAAUCUGGAGGUUGCUAAUCGCUACAAACUCAACAAGCAACUAAGAAAGUUACAGGCAAAAUUAGCAGAAGAUCCAGAAAAUAUAUCCCUCAGAAACACAGUCUCCAGGGCAAAGCUCGCUGCUGAGGCUGAAAAUGACGACAACAUUUUGGAACAAAAGAGACAACAAGGAAAGAAGGUUCUUUAUGGCCAAAUCAUACAGCUACGGCAUCUCUUUACGAAUAAGUACAUCCAUGUCAGUACAACAAAAACAUCAGACACAGAAACAAACAACAUGGCGGUGGAACUGAAGGAAGAGAAUUCAAAGCAUGCGCUGUUCCGUUUAAUGCCGAGAUAUAAAGUCAAAGCAGAAGGAGAUGUGGUCCAAGUUGAUGAUCAAGUUGUUCUGGAGAGUGUGAAGUCUCCAGACUCGUACCUACACGUCAGCAAAUCCUUCCUCGGUCAGUUGUCCGUCUAUAGCAAAAGUCAUGAACUAAAUGUUUCGGUUCAGCAGUCUGGCUUCACGAUCUGCCGGAAGUAUAAACCUUCAUCUGGGGACAGCACUAAAAUAAAAUUUGGGGAUCUGAUUCGCUUCUACCACAAGGAAAUGGAGGCCUAUUUAGUGGCAUCGGGGCUGUUUGAUGAUGAACUUUUAGAAGAUGUUCACAUGAGGCUAAGACCAAUGGAUCAGACAAUUCCUAAAACCUUAUUCCCAAGCUCCUCCGCAAUCACAUAUUGGCAGAUAGAACGACAGGAAGGACCUGUUUCUGGAGGCGUUUUGAAAUGGGAACAGCAGUGUAAAAUCAUUCAUAUGUGCACAAGAAAAUACUUGACAGUCAAGGACGGUCAUGUGACCUUAACCAGUGACCAUCUAGAUCCCACUACUGUGUUCAGGCUACAUCCUGUCAUAAGGGAAAAUGACGACAUACCCCCAGACAGUUAUUGUCGAAUCGAACACGUGGUAACAGGACGCUGGCUUCACGGAGGAACAGAAGAAUACAAGAAAAAGCAGAAAGAUGGAGAUGAUAACACACAAUCUAUGUCAUCAUUAAAGUGGAGCACAGCGGAACUGAAAGAGAUUAAUACGAUAGAAGAGAUGCAAUAUGAUGACGCCUUCACCAUACAGAAAGUGGAUGAGGAAUUUGUCAGCAUCUUCAACUACAUGGCUGGAAUGGUUCCAUUUAUACAGAAACUUAUAGUUGAUAAAAAGGCAGGACUAAAACUAAACGCAAAGAUGGCCCAUGAUGCUGAAUGUGCGUUACAAGAAUUAAGUGCCUUUAUGGUAGUCAACGGGUAUCCAAUCAAGAGGAGACAAAAGUUACUGAGAAACCUAAGAAUUGUAGAACUGCUUGUGAGGCUCUUGCAAAUACCAUUUAGGGGCUCAGCUGAUCAAAUUCACAUGACAAAGCUGUUCGUUGAGUCGUAUCGUGUAAUGUAUGUGUAUCUUAUGGGAGACAGCAGAAAGAACGAACUUUACAUCGCCAAAUACAUCGACUUCUUCCAGUCGCAGUUUGAACUCAGAGAGGGUCAAAUUGGUUUGAACGCUGUCCACAUGGUCAUGGAACUUAUCCGUGACAACAGAAAAAUUGUUGAUAGAAUUUCUAAGGAUCACAUCGACAAAUUUGUUGACCUCUUACAAAGAGACAAGAAUCACAGAUAUUUAGACUUGCUUGGUGUACUUUGUGUAUGUGACGGCGUGUCUAUUGCUGUCAAUCAAAAGUACAUUACUGAGGCGUGGCUAAUGAGAGGCAGCAGACAGAAUUGUGUUUAUUACACCGACCUUGGACAAAAGAUAGGAAAAGAGAAUGGCGUGGUUUAUGUUUCCACAACACAAGGAAGAACGUGGACUGAGUUGUCUAACUUUGCUGACAGUAACUCCAGCGAAUCCUACCUUUUCCUGGAGCAUCAACUAGAACUGUUUGGAUAUCUUUGUCACGGUCAGAAUGAAUUUUCAAUCAAAGUCAUAACCCAAGAGUUGAACUAUCUGACCUGGGAGGAGGCGUUUACAUGUUUGAGUGACACACGUCUUCCAGACAAACUUAGAUCGCAGUACUGUGACCUUAUCAUUACUAUGUUUGUGGAUAUUGGCGAUAAUCAUUCUGUAGUGGAUCGAGUCAAACUGUCCUACAUAUAUGAUGACAUCGACUCAGUUGAGGAUCGAGUUGACAAUACACAGUCUAAGACGUACAAAUAUUUUCCGAUGCUAAGCGAGUGGAUUUCCAACUUCCUGACUAGUAAUGGCGAUAUGACGGCAUCGACCAUUGGCAACAAUUUGCUUGUCAAACAGGUUCUAAGAUUGGUUGACCACUUAGUAUCAUUUGGGUUCUACUACAAACCGGAGGAUAUCAAAAAGUUGCUGGAGCCACUCAUGUCCCUGAUUGACGGCAGAAACGACAAACCGUAUCCGAAUGUCACGGGAAAAGACGCAGACGACGUUCUGAAAGCCUUUAGAACAAAAGAAAGAUUUGAAAGAAGUGAAGAAACCUCAGCUAUUGUGGAAGCCAAGUGCCAGGCUUUAGACACACUCGAUUUGUUCUUCAACUACAUUUUCAACCUUCGAAUGGAGAGAUUUAUGAGUAUGUUCAAAGUUACACACACGCAAGCGAAUAAUCCGAGCAGCUCACCACCUGAACUGGGUCCCCUUCUAUCCGAAAAUUUCGACUUACAUUCUCAGCACAGUGUUUGCAAGUCCGCCCUGAAAAAGUUGAGAGAUAUAUUUGAGCAGACAUCCUUUCUGAAGAAUUAUGAAGUGGUAGACAUCCUUAAGGACCUGUCCUUCUACCACUAUGACGAAAUGAUCAGGAUGUCCAUGCAUCUCUUAAACAGAUACUUCUCAUCCCACCACCAGCUUUUCACAAAUACUGUUCAAGCUCAGGUACUCAUAACUGACAAAUCUGAGGCUGUGAUGGAAACCUUGGAGACCUUACUCCCUAGCCUAAGGCGACUGUCGUCUGCUAAACUAGACAACCAGCAGGCAGAAGAGCUCGUCGCCAUGUUAGACAAACUCAUAUCACUGUGCCAUUUAGAAAAGGAACCAGAGGAAGCACAUGGAAUGAACCAGAGCAUCUUAUAUAAUCACGGUUUAAUUGAAGAUAUGUUCAUCAUUCUUCAGCAGGACAUUGACGUUCGCCUUCUGGAUCAGUACACAGGGCAGAAAAAGGUUCUUCAGCGGGCAUUUACAUUGUUGAAAUUGAUGGCUAGAGACAACAAACUCGUUCAAGGUCGUCUGUUUGACCGACUAGACAUGCUUCUGUCGAAACGAGGCGCAGAGGCAGAAUUGGCAGAAUGCAUCACAGAGGUUUUCACUGGAAAUUCCAACACGUGUAUGAAGAUCCACUCCUAUCAGGUUCACAAGAUUAUGACACUAGUAUCAAUCCAUAAAGAAGAUGUUCCACAGUUUCUUGAUUUGCUGAAUGCCAUUGUGAAAGUGGAAGAACUUGAUCUUCCAUUAAAAAGAAACCAAAGUUUUGUUAUGCAGUAUUUCAUGCAAUACAGAUCCGAUAUUGCGCAAGUGAUUGAUCAAGAUGAAGGGGCAAGACUGCAAGUUUUAACGAAUACAGGACGCCCAGAACUACAGUACUUGAUUUCUAUGGUGGAUGUCUUAGCUACAUGUGCCGAGGGUGAAAACAGGCACAUCGAAUCAAUUUGUCAGACAAUCUUCAGUAUCAGAGAUCUUCUAAAAAUACUGACAAAUCAGAUUAUUAGUAACAACUUCAAACUUCCAUUUCUCCGCUUUCUUCUCUGGGUUUACCUGAACACUGCAGGUGGGAUGAUAGAGAGUGGAGCUGGUGACAUGCCCCAUGAUAGCUUAAUGUGGCAGUACCUUUCUGAGAUAACAACGGAUCUAGACAGUGUAACAAAGUAUGCGAAAGAUAACACAGAAAACACCAAAAUGCUUCUAAAAGCACCACCACCAAAAAGUAACACCACAGGGAGUAAGGAAGAAGAGACACAGGGAACGCUUCACUAUAUAUUUGAUGGAAUCAUGCCAUUUCUUCAGAUUUUCUGUCGCUCAUUUUAUCAGCCUGAUUCGUCAUUGUUUCCUGAUGAGCCAGAAAAAAUGGAUAAACUUGCAAAUUCAUUUAAGGAAUUCAUGGAGGUAGUUGCUCCGUUGAUAUGCGUAGAGAGACAGAUGAAGAACUUGGUUUCCUGUAUGACGUCACUAUUGUCAGCGUCUACUCUUCCUGUCAAAAUCAUGGAAGAAUUCAAUGAGAAAUAUGGACAGACAAUGGGUUCACAUGAUAUUCGGAGUGAUGCAAGAAAGUCUUAUGAAUCUUACUACGAAAUGGAAGAAGAGAUUAAUAGACAGCUAAAUGUGUUUUCGGUAAACAUGAGGAUUGCUUAUGGAGGUCCAAAUACAAUAGAGGCUCAGAUUGACUACCAUUCAAAUGCAGUUUAUUCUGAGGUUGGCGGAGAUGAGGAGUUACCAUUGGGUCAAGAGUUUCAGGAUCAUCUCAAAUGUUUCAUGGAUCCUAGCAAUAAAGAUCCGAUCCAACGAUAUCGGAUGAGCGAAAAACUCAUCAGGCAGUUAAAAAUAUCAAAUCAGUUAACACAUCUAAGCGAAAAAGAGAAGUUGGAACAAGAACAGCUCGAUGUUAAAUGUUUGCAGCUUCUGCGAGCCAUGAUUUAUAAUGAAGUGGUCAAGCUUCCAGAUGACUGGGAGGCUGAAGUAUCCGCCCAUCGAAAAAAACUGAAGGCUAUUUCUGACGUCCAAGAUGCUCUGAAUCAUUUCGAUGUUGUUAUCAGCGUCAUGGAACACCUGAAUCGUCCCCAGGAUAAUGUGGUCCGGGAAACACUGUCUUUUAUAUGCAUGCUGCUCUAUAAUGGAAACGAAAAUGUGCAGACUAAACUUUAUGAGUAUUUCACGGGUACAAGAGAGGAGUCGUUUUUCUUUACCUUAAAAGCUCGUAUGCAGAUGUCUGCCAUUGCAACACGAGAGAAGCGACUAUUACAUGCGAUGUACCAGUCUAAGGUUGAUGAAGCCGUCCAACAGGCUAAAGCAUUACAGAAAGCAAUGGCGUCCGGCAAAAUGGCACAAUUGGAAAUAUUGAAGGCCAAUAGAAUAGGGUCAAUGAUGUCCAUGGCAAAACGAUCCAUGGCACAACUCCGUCCAGGAAGUAAUUUGCCUGCUUUACCUGGGUCUCCAAGACCAGCAUCGCGAUUUGGCUCCAAAGCGAAACUUGGAGGAGGUUUUAGUCGAGAGAACACAAUGAUGGGCAAUCAUUUUCUACAGCCUCCUACCCUUACUGUUAAUGGCGUCCAGAAAUCCACACUUCAAAUGAAUGGCAGUGCAAAUGGUUUUUCCAACCCCAAAUCGAAGGUUGCACCAAUGGAAAAUCCUCCAGAAAUUCAGAUCGAGAAAGUAGAUGAAGAAGAAUUAAAAGAGCUGAUGGGAGCAGCUAUGAGUAUGACAGGAGAUUUCACGUUCAGGGAUGAUGGUUACAUAGAACUUGUACUUCGUAUGCUGGGACUAAUGUGCGAUAACCAGCACUUUGAACUUCAGAAUUACAUACGAGAGCAAUAUGACAACAUCAAGUCGGUAAACCUGGUGGCAGAAACAACCAAGUUCCUAAACAUUCUAUACUCCAACAUCAACGACAGGACCAUGCCGUUAGUGGUGCAGCUCUUUGACACAUUGGUAGAAUUCACAUCGGGCAAUAAGAAAAACCAGUCGGUAGUGUUUGAAAACAAGGUUUGUGAUUACAUCAACCACAUACUUAGGACGGGCCAUUUCCCGGGCUGUGGACUCAAGGAGGAGUAUAUCCUGAAAAGGUCUAUAGCAGUGCUGAUACGAUCUUUGACAGAAGAAAAUACCCCGGAUGUAGAUGAAGAAAUCAUGGCAAAGGUGAGGAAGUGUAUGAGUAUAAAAGUCACUAUGGAAGUAAUGGAGUACCUCGAUGAGGACCAUUGCGUCAACACGAUGACUGAAGCCUACUCUCAAAUCAUGGGUGAUCGCAGAGAGUUUGAAGAACUGUAUGAUUUGAUUGAGAGUACUGGCUUCGCCUACUUUCAUAUACUGUACUUGGUUAAGACAGACAUGCAGCGAGCUGCUUGGGAUUACUAUGCAGCUAGUAGUUUGUCCAUUGAGAUUUUGAAAGACGAUGCCUUGCAGAAAGUUUAUUUCCGGGUCAAAGAUAAAAACGUGUUAAGAGAAGAGAUCAAAGAAAAGUUUAAAUACGAGGUUGACAGAACCUCCCCAAGUAACAAAAUUAGAGAUUUCAUGGAUUGGGCCAGUGAUAUCAUCCAGGACAUCAAAUAUCAACGAAAGAUCCACUCCAACAUUGUCGGAAGGAUAUUACUUAAAAUGUGGCUUCCCAUGAACUAUAUCGUGCUCUUUUUGAGUUUCAUCAUUAGCUGCGUCAUCAUGGUGACAUGGAGAGACCCCAAAAACGCGGAUGGAACCUCGAACACGGGGAGCAUAGUCCCUGAGUUCACCAUAGAUAGCAGUACAUACUAUCUGUUUUUGUAUGUGUGCGGAGGAAUACACAACUUUCUUAGCUUAAGUAUGUUGGUGACAUUUUUAAUUUCUAACCAGCCAACGUUCCCUCCAUACAAUUGGCUCAAAAAGAAAUUGUCGUCUAAUCGUGAAGAUGGCGACGAUGAUGACGUCAGAUCGUGGCAUGAAAAGAAAUCGGACCAAUCACAUCUAGAAUUUGAAAUUUACAACAUAUACACAAUUUAUUAUUUUCUGUUUUUCGUGUGCUCCGUUCUAGGUACAGUUUAUUAUGGGUAUUUCUUUUCCUUCCACUUGCUCCAUUUAGCUGAAUUAAAUCAGCUCCUAAAGAGGGUCCGACAGGCAGUUACCACCAAUGGUAAAUCUUUGUUAAUGGUUGCCCUCCUUGGCUUGGCUAUUUUUUUCUGCUACUCCUUGGUGGCCUUUGCUGUGUUGCGGGAGUCAUUCUUCCAAGAAUCAGCCGGACGACAUUGUCGAACUGUUUACCAGUGUUUUAUCACUAUGAUUCAUCAUGGCUUUGUUGACACACCUUAUACGACCUUUGAAGGUAUUAUGACCUCUGACUAUACUGACGUCAUCAAAGUGACGAUAUUUGAUGUCACAUUCUUCAUUCUUAUCACCACUAUUGGGCUGAAUAUUAUCUUUGGUAUCAUAGUGGACACGUUCUCACAGCUUCGAGAUGCCAAGUGGGAAAUUGACAAAGAUAUGAUGAAUAACUGCUUCAUUUGCAGCAGAGAAUCCUAUGAUUUUGAGAGACAUGGCGGGGGUUUUGAGAAACACGUGAAAACAGAGCACCACCAGUGGUCCUACCUGUUUUUCUUCAUCCACCUGACAGAAACACGUCCUAACGAUUUCUCCGCUCUGGAGUUGUUUGUUUACAACCAGCUAGAGAGACAUAUUUAUGAUUUCUUCCCCCUGAAUCGAGCCCUCAGUCUACAAAACGAAGAGGACUCUAAUGAACGAAAAGUAGAGAUUUUACGUAUUCAAGUGGAGUACAUGGUCAACAAAAUGAAGGAAGAGGCAGCUGAAAAGGAAAGACAAAAAGAGAAGCAGCGCCAGCUGGCCUGGGAGGCGGAGCAUAAGGCUCCUGUGACCAAUAAAAUGUCUCCAAAGUCUUCUAAAAAUACUAUCCACAAGUAAUCAAUGAAAAGAUCAUUCACAAGUUACCAAUAAAAAGAACAUUCUCAAGUAGCCAAUAAAAAGAAGUUCUUAAGUAACCAAGGAAAAGACUUUUUUUAAUAUGGGUAAACGUUCAACAUUUAAAUUACACAAGAAGAGGAAAGGAAACAGAAUUUUGAAACUAAAAAGUGCUUCCUUUGAAAUAUGCAUGCAUGACGUUUAC
Saccostrea echinata is the source of this 7939-nucleotide messenger RNA. RefSeq names its product inositol 1,4,5-trisphosphate receptor type 2-like. Gene Ontology annotation, cellular component: endoplasmic reticulum; membrane. Bases 1 to 7737 code for a protein of 2578 amino acids. The transcript has 67 exons. The record is from RefSeq and is a predicted model, not a curated record. Gene Ontology annotation, molecular function: inositol 1,4,5 trisphosphate binding; inositol 1,4,5-trisphosphate-gated calcium channel activity. NCBI's taxonomy places the organism in Eukaryota, Metazoa, Mollusca, Bivalvia, Ostreida, Ostreidae. Gene Ontology annotation, biological process: calcium ion transmembrane transport.